CCGGAUAGCAUGGACCUUUCGGAAAGGUCGUCAUUUCAGUAUGCGUCUGCGCACAAUAUCGAAACACUUCCACCGUGGAACGUCCAUUCGCUUUUAUCAAGAAGGAAAAAUCAUCAUAUUUUCAGAUUUAGGUUGCCCUUUGACCUGUCCCGUGUAGCUACAGUGAUGGUCUGCAUUCCCUGCAUCGUCAUUCCAGUCCUCUUGUGGGUGUACAAGAGGUUCCUUGAACCAAUCAUCUACCCCUUCAUUGGUCCAAUCAUAAGCCGAUUCUGGCCAACAAGGAAAGCUGUCCAGGAGAGUGGCAUAGGAACUGGUGACGUGAAAGCCAGUGAAAAGAGCAAUGGUUGUCCAGUGAUGAGCAAUGGAGCAUGCAAGACUGAAGUCAAUGGUGUUGCUGCAAAUGGGCCGGCUGCAAAUGGUGUUGCUGCAAAUGGGCCGGCUGCAAAUGGGCCGGCUUCUCCAGUAUCUGACAAGAAGACUGACUAACAUUUCACCAGUUUUUCAACUGUGAAAAUAUUUGAAUACAAUAUGGAGAACUUAACUUUACCGUUCUUAUUUUCUGAAAUUGACUAAUGUGGGCUCUUUUAAUGCUGGCCUGGAUUUAACAUAGCAACACAUAUUGUACAUUUUCCGUAAUGCUCAUUUCAGUUGUUUUGAGGAAUAGAAUAUUUCUGCCUUUGUUUUAUCAUGCUUGAUUCCCUCAUGUAUUUAUUAUAACAGAUACAAUACCUACUUCUUUAUAGUAUUAAGUACAUGUUUAAUUUUCUAAUUCCGAAAUUAAUUAUUAGCAAUGAUUAAAAAGGACAUUUAAACACAUUCCGACCUUGUGAUUUUUAAGCAUUUGCUUUUUCCCCCUUUUAUGUGCAAUGUAUAAAUAAACCUAUGGAUUACUAUCAUUG
Messenger RNA from Oncorhynchus kisutch (coho salmon), 899 nucleotides. RefSeq names its product chromosome 21 C18orf32 homolog (gene c21h18orf32). The transcript has 3 exons. Bases 10 to 486 code for a protein of 158 amino acids. The record is from RefSeq and is a predicted model, not a curated record. Lineage: Eukaryota; Metazoa; Chordata; Actinopteri; Salmoniformes; Salmonidae.